Messenger RNA from Arabidopsis lyrata subsp. lyrata, 898 nucleotides. RefSeq names its product thiol:disulfide interchange protein TxlA homolog. Gene Ontology annotation, biological process: cell redox homeostasis. Bases 109 to 687 code for a protein of 192 amino acids. The transcript has 2 exons. NCBI's taxonomy places the organism in Eukaryota, Viridiplantae, Streptophyta, Magnoliopsida, Brassicales, Brassicaceae. The record is from RefSeq and is a predicted model, not a curated record.
UUCAAAUCCCCAAUUUCUCGAUCUUCACCGUCACAUUCUCGUAAUCGACUUGUAGUUGGUCUUAUCACCGCACCGUUGCUGUGGAUUUCAAGUCGAAGGGAACUCUUGAUGGAAUCAAAGAUGACUACUAGCGCGUCUGAUUCAAAAGAUCCAUUCUUUUGCUUGAAAUGGCCAUGGGAUUCUAACAAACAACCCAAAUCUUCAAGCGUCUGCGACUUUCAAGGUCCGUGGCUCUUCAGAUCUAUGCAAACUAUUGGUUCAAUUGCUCUCAGCUCCUUGACUUCAUUUGGUCAAAACCCCAAUUUUAGACCAAAGAAGAAGCCUUUAAGUAGUUGUGAGCAAGGAGAAGCAGAGCAGAUGGCUUUUGCAGCUGCUUUAGCUAGCCAGAAAGAAGCUACAGUGCUUCAAUUUUACUCACCCAAAUGCAGACUCUGCAAUUCUUUGCUCAACUUUGUUUUAGAAAUAGAGAAAAGGAAUUCCAAUUGGCUCAGCAUUACAAUGGCAGACGCAGAGAAUGAGAAAUGGUUUCCUGAGCUUCUCCACUAUGACAUAAAGUAUGUUCCUUGCUUCGUUUUGUUGGACAAAAAUGGACAAGCUUUAGCCAAGACAGGAGUUCCAAGUAGUCGUGCUCAUGUCAUUGCCGGUAUCUCUCAUCUUCUCAAGAUGAAGCGACCACCCUCUGAGUAGUGAAACUAUGCUUGAUUCCACAUUUGAUGCAAACAAGUAAUCUCUAAAAGGUUGUGGAUGGUUUGUCUUUGGUGCAUAAAAAUAAAUAAUUGGAAUCAAAACCCCUGUUCUAGUAAUGUGCAUAAGUGAUUUCAAUUGGUACUAACGCUAUGGAAGAUUAUGGUGAUACUAGAUGUUUUUGUUAUUCAGAUACAUCUCUUUUUACUCUUUU